AUGAAUGCUGUGGUCAUCCCGGAGCUCCGGACAACCUCCCGGUACCUCACCAAGGAGGAUGCCGGAGGCGGCUCAGGCCGGGAGCGGGCACAGCCCAGCCGGGACCUCCCCAGCCCAGGAAGGCCCUUGCCGAGGGGCUCAGCCCCACCGGGGCCAGCGCCCAGCACCGGGACGGAGCCUCCCCCGGCCCCCAGCGAGGCGGCAGAGCCUCGGGGCUCUCGGUCCCCGGGGAUUUCCUGGCACUGUGUCCCCCCCGGCCCGGUCCCGCUCUCCGGUCCUGCCGCGGGAGCCGGGCUCGCCCCCGCGAGGACCCGGACAAACCUCUGCCGUGCAGCCGGCAGCUGUCUCGACCCCCUCGGUCCGGCCGCCGCUGGCGGUGACGGGCUGGCUCUGUUCCGCCUGCCGGAGCCCAAUUAG
Molecule: messenger RNA, 417 nt
Organism: Nipponia nippon (crested ibis)
Lineage: Eukaryota; Metazoa; Chordata; Aves; Pelecaniformes; Threskiornithidae
Source: RefSeq, a predicted model, not a curated record